AUGGAUGCGGGAGGACGUGAUCCCGAUUUCCUCGCUUUCGUGAUAACUCUUCUAAUGAUGCUACUCUUAGCAGCGGGUGUUAAAAAAUCGUUAAUCUUUAACAACAUCCUGAACGUGAUCAACCUCGCAGUGUGGGUGUUCGUCAUGACAGCGGGACUUUUUUACGUCAACACCGACAAUUGGACCAAACACAAAGGAUUUCUUCCUAAGGGAUGGUCCGGGGUAUUUACUGGUGCGGCAACAUGUUUUUAUGCCUUUAUCGGCUUUGACAUUAUAGCCACUACAGGAGAAGAAGCAGCGACGCCGAAAAAAUCUAUUCCAUUAGCUAUAGUUUCCAGUUUAGCUAUAAUUUUAAUAGCCUACGUUACAAGUUCCAUGAUGAUAACUCUUAUAGUUCCGUAUACCGAAGUUGACGAAGAUUCGGCGCUUGUGGAAAUGUUUGGACAAGUGGGGGCAUACAAAUGCAAGUAUAUAGUGGCUGUUGGGGCUCUCGCCGGCCUUACUGUGAGCAUGUUUGGUUCAAUGUUCCCUAUGCCUAGGAUAAUAUAUGCCAUGGCCCAAGAUGGACUAAUAUUUAGGAUUUUUUCACAAGUUUGGCCAAGUACUGGAACUCCAGCAUUAGCUACAUUUAUAAGCGGCUUGACAGCAGCAAUAGCCGCACUAUUCAUAAGACUAGAAAUACUAGUAGAAAUGAUGUCGAUUGGUAAGAAACUCUGUUUAACUUUCUAG
This is a messenger RNA of Diabrotica balteata, 729 nucleotides long. The record is from the annotation of a GenBank genome assembly. NCBI's taxonomy places the organism in Eukaryota, Metazoa, Arthropoda, Insecta, Coleoptera, Chrysomelidae.